AUGCAGCUGUUCGCCGUUAUCGCCAUUGUAGGCAUCUUUGUAGGAGCGGCCAAUGGACAGAUAUCGGUUGGGUCAGUUCUCGUAGAGAACCAAGUAGCACCACUCGGCAUUGAUGUUUCUCCUCGUUUUUCGUGGACAAUUGCCUCAACUGCUCGUAGCGUCACACAACCUUCCUAUCGUAUCACAGUCUCUGCGUUAACAGCAGGUGGCUCUGACGUCUGGGAUUCUGGCGUUAUCAACUCUCCCAGCCCAUAUCUUGCCCCAAAUUCUGGUCGUUCUCUUUCUUCCGACACUCAAUACUUUUGGACCGUGGCCGUUGUCUCCUCUGCCGGCUCUGCCUCGGCUCAGUCCACAUUUACCACCGGUUUCCUUUCCCAAAAUGAUUGGGGCCCAAGUGCUUGGAUCGGAAAGAACGCAACCAUCGUCCCGCAACCCCCUAUAAACGCUUUCACCAGCUCUAACUGGAUAUGGGCCCCCUCUUCCGGCCAAACUGCUCCCAGUGCCCCAGCGGGUGAUAUCGCCCUUCGUCUUACCUACUCCGUUCCAAGCGGCAAAACGGCCACCAGUGCCACUAUCCUCGCCACAGCCGAUGACCUCUUCACACUUUAUGCAAAUGGCCCAAAUUUUCCGCAACGUGACAUUGACUGGUACCUCGGCAUCCCUCGUUUUCGCUCUACGAGCAACCAACAGAGCCGCGUGAGUUCUGGUGGAGCUGGUCCCGCAGGCGUUCUUUUUGCGGCGCUCGUCUCUUUCUCCGACGGUUCUUCCACCAUUUUGACAUCCUCGACAUCAACUUCGACAACGACCAGCGCUUGGAAGGCCACCACUUCAAUCCCCGCUGACUUUCAAUUACCUUCGACUUCUGAUGCAUCGUGGGGCACUGUCCUCAAUCUCGGUACUUAUGGUGUCGGUCCUUGGUCGAAUGGCGUAAGCAUUGCUCUUCCAACUGUUCCCAUUCCGUCGCUUCUUGGAUAUGGAACACCGCUGGUGCUGCAGGAAAUGCGCCCGCCGGAGAUGUCGCGUUUCGUCGGACAGUAUCUCUUCCAUCCAGCUCUACCAAGGACGCCAGUUCUGGCGGCGCCAGUCCAGCAGGCUUCGUGUUCUGGAACGAUCGCCUAUUCAGAUGGCUCUACCGAUAGCAUCAUCAGCGAUGGCAGCUGGAAAACUCUAGGGAGCCUCCCUUCCAAUUGGCAAACUCCGACCUUCAAUGAUGCUUCGUGGGUGGCGGCAAAUGUUCUGGGCAAAUACGGUAUUGGACCUUGGAACAGCGAUGUGAGCAUACCGGAUCCGUUGGGCGAGCAUUUAGCACCUCUAUUGCGGAAACGAUUCGUUCUUAGCGGCACUAGCACUGCUCAAUGGCAAACCAAUCUCCGACCGUGUUAUGACCCGGGCUUCACCAAAUACGACAAACGAAUGCAAUAUGUAGCGGUUGAUAUCAAAAAUCUUCUCAACGGUGGCAGUUCUGCAAAUGCCAUUGGCGCCGAGCUCGGUCGUUCACAUUAUGGUGUUACUCAAGGUAGUGUGUGGAACUGGGCUGGCGCGCCAUGGCAUGGAGAGCCAUAUUGCGACUCGUACUCAGUGUCGUGUAUACCGACGGGUCAUGAGAACACGUUACUUGAUGACAUUUUCGGAGGGGAAAACUAUGAUGCGCGUUACGAAGUUGCUGGAUGGAACUUGGCGUCAUUCGACAACAGUGCUUGGAAUACCGCCUUGUUGGUCCCCGCACCAAAGGGCGCUCUUAUCCAUGCAAGACAACCGCCGACAAGGGUCACAUCGAGUUUUACCCCAAUCAGCAUCACACAACCAUCAAUAUGUCGCCGCCGACGAACGCGUGGUUUCUGGAUGGUUAAGCUGACGGUCACUGGUGCCAGAGGUAGCUUGGUGACGAUACACGAUGGGGAGAAAAUCAGCACAGAUGGCACCGUUAUCUAUCAAGAUACCCAGCACUACUACUUGAAUAACUUCCAGACCGAUCGUUAUUGGCUAUCAGGGACCGGCUCUCCGGAGGUCUUCGAACCCAAGUUUUUGUGUAAGGGCUACCAACAUUCAGAUCAUCGGAUGGCCUUCCUCGACUGCCCCUAA
Molecule: messenger RNA, 2082 nt
Organism: Mycena indigotica
Lineage: Eukaryota; Fungi; Basidiomycota; Agaricomycetes; Agaricales; Mycenaceae
Exons: 12
Coding region: 1-2082 (693 amino acids)
Source: RefSeq, a predicted model, not a curated record